Messenger RNA from Pieris napi, 8146 nucleotides. RefSeq lists its product as uncharacterized. Gene Ontology annotation, biological process: negative regulation of DNA-templated transcription; regulation of transcription by RNA polymerase II. The transcript has 20 exons. Gene Ontology annotation, cellular component: histone deacetylase complex; transcription regulator complex. The record is from RefSeq and is a predicted model, not a curated record. NCBI's taxonomy places the organism in Eukaryota, Metazoa, Arthropoda, Insecta, Lepidoptera, Pieridae. Bases 780 to 4088 code for a protein of 1102 amino acids. Gene Ontology annotation, molecular function: transcription corepressor activity.
ACGCAGCUUUUCACGCACACACGUGCUCGGAACAAAAUAAGCGCCUGAAACUGAACGGCAACGUAAAACGUACAUUCGUCCCGCUUUCUCCCAGGCCGCUGUCCUAUUUCAACAGGUUUCGCUUUUCAGCGGUUGCAGUAGAACGCGUGCCUGUAGUAACCCAGCACAAACAGUACGAGGAACACACGUCGUAUCCGAAAACUGAAAGCACAGUUUCACUGACAGUUCCGAUUUUACCUGACAUUCGGCGCCAUCGUUCACCUCUCCGCGCGCGAAUCGUGUAUUAAUACGAAAUUCACAAAUCGUCGGAUACGAUGUAGUGCGGUUUUAAACAAACUGUUGUGCCAAUAAAAUAAACCUAAUAUUUUGGACUUUUGUGUUGUUAAUGCGGCAUGAUGUAAGCAUUGGAUUUUUACUGUUUACCUCUUCAGUGUUGUGAGUACUAGUAGUGAGAAUGUAGAAUGUUUAUUUAGACUCAGUCAAGGUUGUGAUAAAGAAAUCGGACAGUUUUACAGACUUAUCAAUAAAAGUUGGGUUGUACUUUCUCGUUGUAUUUAACAUGCUGUUAAUGUCUUUUGACCAGGCGCUAAUUUUAGUAUUAUUUAAAUUUUAAUGGUUGUGUCUGAAGAACAAUUCUGUUAGAAUUCUUCCGGUUGUGAAUAAGUGACUCAAGAUUUAAUAAACUUGGUUUUGCUAAACAUGUGACAGUUUGUCGCGUACCCGAGCUUUAUGUAUUAAAUUAUAAGAAUGAGGGACGAUGGAGGGGCCACACCUGCGCCAUGAUGACUGCUGUUAAUUCGGUCGCAACAUCGCGGUUACCGCUGCCUCGGUUCUCCCCGCGUGCGGUGCUGAUGUACAGCGCUGCUGUCGGCGGCGAGGGUGUCGCACUGCAACUUAGGGAGGCAACUCCAGCUGAAAUAGAUGCGAGGCUAGACGAGCGGCUCGCGAUCGCCUGCCACGAGCCAGAGCUACUUGCGGACUUGUUACACGCUGCAGUUGAUAUUGGUGAGCACGAUGGUCUGACUGCUUUGCUGGGCGCUACUUCGCCUGAAUUUGCUUUGGCUUCUGACGCAUCGGACAGCCUGCCGCUACCUGAUAUCGAUAGAGACUGUAAAACACCAUCUCUAAGCGUCGACGGCAUCACGACAGUAUCAGUUGCUGUGACGGGUAUCGACUCUCGACCACUUGCGAGACCGAAGAUUAGGCCAAAACCAGCGUCACCGAAUCGGCAAGGCCCACAACAAUGCCAAGUGUGCAAUAAAGUGUUUGGCAACGCAUCUGCGUUAGCUAAACAUAAGUUAACGCAUAGCGACGAGCGCAAAUAUGUUUGCAUCACUUGCGCAAAGGCCUUCAAAAGGCAGGAUCAUCUUAACGGCCAUAUGUUAACACACCGAAACAAAAAGCCUUACGAAUGUAAAGCUGAUGGAUGCGGAAAGUCAUACUGCGAUGCCAGGUCCCUACGACGUCACACGGAAAACCACCAUCAUCCUGAUAAAAACGGCAGCAAAGAGAGCGCAAACGCUGAACGUGAGGCGACUGCUCGCGUCGCGUCACCCACGUCUCCAGCACGCGCUCUGCACUCUGACACCAGUAAUGGCUCCGAAAAGUCGAGUAUUACAAACUCGAGCGGAGACAGUUCGCCGCCCCGCACACCACCCACGCAGCCUGUUCCCGUCGCUCAAACGAUGCCGCCCAUCGCCGUGCGCCCAAAACCUAAACCAGUCAAACCUAAAUCGCUGACUCUGACACAACAAGCUAGUCCGAAAUGUGGCAGUGGGAAUUCAACCAACGGAAUUCCAAUUAGUACCAGCGUUUGUGGCACCAUCUCUCGAGCUGGUGAUGCUAAACCAGUUGAGUGCAACCUGUGCCAUCGAAAGUUUAAAAACAUACCAGCUUUAAAUGGACACAUGCGUCUACAUGGAGGUUAUUUCAAAAAGGAUUCCGACAAUAAGAAGCUAGACAAGAAAGAAUCAACUGGACCUCCACUGCAAACUGCGUCUGUCUCUGUUAGAGCGCUAAUAGAAGAAAAAAUUAUUAGCCGUCGUGGUGCUAUAACGUCGCAAGCGACAGGAGUAACAGAUUCAACAGCUCGUUCUGGUUUUGCGACGCCUGCACCACCUCCAUUAUCCAGCAUUCGUACGUCAGCAUCACCGGCUUCACCAGCUACAACUUCAGUACACUUUGCGUCGCCAAAAGUGCCACCAGUAGUUACGCUUGGUUCAAACGUAUCCAACAUCAAUACGGCGCAAAGGGAUUCAACCCUUAUUGAGCUUCUUAAGAAAGGAAACUCAAAGGUUGUGAAACGAUCGGCAUCCGACCCAGGCCAAUGCUCACCCCAACAAGAAUUUUCUUUUCGACCGGAACUAUUUGGAGUGUCAUUUAACUCGGACGAUGGGUACUUCUCACCGGCAUUAAAUGAAGACACAUUUCAUUUUACUACUACACCUGAUCACUUAGAAGAAUUAGCAUCACUGGAAGACUAUGCCACCGUAGCAGCAUCGAUACAUGAACGAUCGCCAGUUACUUUCCCGUCCAAUCGUCGUUUAGCUGCAGUACUGAAUUCUCCUUUACCAGAAUCAUUAGCGGAUUUUGGUGCUUGCCACGAUGGCACUGCUGUUCCAUCUCCAGGACUUCCUGGAUAUACAGAACAUUCUCCGAGCCUUUCGUACUCCACUGGUGAUUCACCGGGUGUAGCAUAUGCGGCGACUUCACCAAGUGGUAGUUAUUCAACGCAUCCGACGCCAUCUCCUGGUCUAACAUACCCUACACCUCCUGCUUCGUUGGAUGCUCAAUCGCCGGCUCAUACAGUUCCAAGAGCGUCAUCGCCACUCACGGCAGCUUUUUUUACGGCCACUAUGUCCAGUCAAGAAGAGGUAGAGGAGGCUCUCGAAGAAGUAUUACCGGACGAGUGUAGAGCACUGGACGUGUUUACUUUAAAUCCGUCGCCGACUGCACGGAGGAUGAUGCUCAACUCCGAAGAUCCGUUGCUAUCUAGCAGCCCUCGCGAUUUCCCCCAUUCGAGGUCUAUGCGACGUCAACGUUCGGCUACACCCAUUCCGACAUCUCUACAUCAAUGGCAAUCAGAGCAUAAUUCACUUCAAGUUUGUGUUGAAGGCCGUGAGGGAGUGCCUGCGGUGUUCCUCAGUCCAAACAGUAUACCACCUUCCCCGCAGCGAAGAAAACGAAAAGCAUCUCCUGCUGGACCGUACAGAUCACGAAUGCGUCGUGCGCCUACCCACUACACCCCACAGCCGAUACUUUCCCCUGAUAGAGAUGGGCCUGGGCUGUAUGUCGACUUUAUAAGCGGUAUAUCAGGUACGGAAGCAGAGGUGUUAUCUCAGUUUGAAGAUAACCAAACGCCACGUAUCAACAUCGGGGCAGAACAUCAGGCUGACAUACCGGAAUUGUGUUCCGAUCGCGUAGAUUUGCAUCGAGUGCCAGAACAACUUCUUUGGGACCCUGGCAUUAAUGAUGCGCUUGAAGAUAAUGAGGUUCGUAUGUUUAUGGAGCUAGCAAUGUGCGCAGCAAUGCCCGUAGGAGGCCAUACUAGAGAGUUCGCAUUACAAACUCUUGGUGAAUGCGGGGGUGACAUUCGCGCUGCUACACUUCGGCUUAUGUCUCGACCACCUGCGCCUGCGCAGCAUGAGGCCAGAUGGACUCCAGAUGAGGUGGAGGCUUUCUUGAAUGGGCUCGCGCACUAUGAUAAGGAUUUCUAUAGAAUUUCACAGUUGAUAAGAACAAAAGACUCAAAACAAUGCGUCCAAUUCUACUACUUCUGGAAGAAAGUGACCAAAGAUUACAAAACUCUGUAUUUACGGAGCUGGAGUGAUGCGCGACAACCACAAGGUACGUUCGUGCACGCUCCGAGUACUUCAUCUCCCACUUCCUUCGAGGGUGAAGAGUACCCGUGCAAAAUAUGUGGGAAAGUAUUUAACAAAGUAAAAAGUCGUAGCGCGCACAUGAAGUCGCACCGGCCACUCGACGCCGAGCCCAAACGGCCUAAACUCGAAAAACCUUAUGAAAAGGUCGAGGCUGACGAAAGGUCCCAAGCGACUGCCGAAUACAAAAAUAGGCCUCACUAUAAUUGAUUCGUUGCUCACUCAUUCCGCCCACGCGUCUUUUCGCCAACUAAUCAGAAUAAAUGUAUUUAUGUUCUGGUACAGCUUUGGCACAGCUAAUUAUAUAUCUACAGUUGGAAUAUUGUAUGUGUCAUUCUAUUAAAAACGUCUCUAUUGACUUAAAAUUACAAUUAAUGCGCUAAAUCGAAAUCUUCAGUAACUUGUUUUAAGAAUAAAAAUAUGUCACGGAAUGAAUUAUAAUUUUAAAGAUAUGAUAGAUUCAGUCACUUUCUAAUUACUAUAUAACAGUAUAUAAUCAGUUGUGCCGAAUCUGCAUCUAGCGCUGCCUCAGGACGCAAAACGCUGUGCACUGAUAACAAAAUAGACGCGAAAUGCUACAAUACUUAAGCAUUUAUUUGUUGUAAAUCUAGAUUUACUAAAGAUCUAGUACUAGAAGCUAGAUUUAGACGUGGAAUCGACUUUCAAAAUUGUAACGUUAAAGCAUUACUUUAAUGAUAUUUUGUAUACACAUGUUAUUAUAGGAAUCAGUCCUUAGACAGAAGACUUAUUAUAUUCACGUGUCGUUGUGACUUUCAGACUUAAAUGACAUUCGACAUGUCAGUGGCUGCCAUGUGACACGCGGGAAUAAGAAUUUUGCUAAAGGCUUUGGUGAAGUUUUUAUAUAACUUUCAAUGUGACUGCAAGUGUGAUGUUGUAAAUAUGUAGUAUUAGAUCUGUGGGCGAGCUAUUACCUAUGUGUAUAUGUAACAAGUACAUACGUGUGAUAAUGUUUGUGUAGUAACUACACUACCUCGUUUCUACAGUGCCAGCUCAGCUCACUGUACCGGCUUGUUUGCUCAUUUUUGUUAUGUUUAAGUAGAUGAAUUUGUUACGAUAUGUUGUGUUUCUUUUUAGCUAGACAAUUAACGGAAUUCAAUUUAGCGUCCGUGCCGAGAACUAGUCACAUAUCGAUCAGUUUUAGAGAAAUAUUGACAGAAUUUACAGAGGCAUCUGUGGGUAACUUAAAAUCUACAAGAUAUAAUUUUAACUAUAGUUUUUAAGCAGUGGAGAGUGUGAAUGUUAAAAGACAAAAAUAUAUUCAUUUUACUAUAAAAAGUCUGCCAAAUUAUUUCGGAAUAUAACAAUAAUAUCGGCCUAAAAUUAAUAUACAAAGAAAAACUUUAUUCCUAAAUCAAGUUAUCCACAGAACCAAUUUUAUAUAAAAAAAAAUUAAUGGAACGAUAUUUUUUUACACAAAUAUUCAUAAAAUGCUCAAAUGUUCUAUAUUUUACGUUGAUAAUUUUAUUAUCUUGUUCCUGUUAUUAAUUAUUUAUUGUAUACUCGAAUACUAAUUUAUGAAUGUACAUUAUUUUCUAUUAAUAUAAGAUAUGUACCUAAGUAUGCAUGUACCUACGUGUUGUGAUAAUUGGAUGUUAUAAUUUCCAUGUACCUAUACUUGAACUAUUUUAUGUACAAAUCUGGCAAUAAUAGAAUGCUCAAUUUCGCGUUGUUCAACUGCCUAUUUUAAACUCAUUUCAUCGCUGCCAAAAAGCCCAGUACUUGCGGUUGUGAACUUUUUAAAUUUCGUCUUCCGGUUAGAAUUGAUUUCCGGGCAGUAUUCCUUUAAAAAGACAUGUAAAUAGUUAUUGCGUGUACCUACGAUUGAAAUUGUUUCGGAAUAAGAUUUAAUGAGCGUUUAACGCUCCCAGUAUUAUUCAACAAUUUGUUGAAGGUAAUAUUUUGUAUAAGACGACCUGAGAAAUUACGGAUUAGCUGCGCUGGAGAUAUACCUACGUAUUGUCUGCACUCCGAUUCUUAGCAAUUAUUAUCAAAGCUGACGUAGGCGAUAGACUAAUCAUUGCGCGAAAAAUCGUAGUAGGACAGUAGACACUAUACUAUAUAGUCUUUCGUCUAUAUCGGCACUAAAUACCAAAGUGUGAAAUUUAGUUAAAAUGUAUUUAAUUUAGAAUAAGAAAUAUCCAAAAGCUAUGUAACACUAACUUGUGUGAUGAUUUGGUUGUGUUCUAUUUUAACAUAGACAAAUACUUAAAACAAAUAUAUCGCAUCAUUUGAAUAAGUAGAUGCCGUCGCCGUGCCAAACGAUUGCCAAAACUGUACUCUAAGUCUAGCUUUAUUUAUUAAUUACAAUUUCAUCUCUUUUAAAAUAACUAAUCCUUUUUAUUCUUAAAGUCAAAGACAACAAUAAUAUUAUUAUAGAUACAAACUCGGAUAUAAUUUUAUUAUCAUUAAAGAUUUAUAUUUCUUCAAAUUCUAUACACUAAGAGUAGCAAAUUUGCAUUACUUAAUCGCCAAAAAAAAUAUUGGUUGUGUUUACAUUAAUAAUUUAAAUAUUUAAACUUUUAGCUCUUAAUAAGUAGGAUUUAUUAUAUUUUGGAAAUAAAUCAGAGAUUCUUAACUGUACUUCUACAAAAUUAUAACGAUUUAAGGAAAAGUCCCUCCAAAGAAACUUCUUAGCUAUUAAGACUGAAUGCUAAUUCAAAUUCAUUUUCUAGAAAAUUUUCUCUUCUAUGCUUGUAGACAAAAAUAUUAGAAUGAAAAUUAUAUAUUUGUGUAUAACGGCACAAACACGAUCGUUGUAAAAAUGCAAGAAAACGAGCGUGAAAAGUAGUCACAAUUGCAGUAGCGUCACACAUCUGCGCAAGAAGCACUUGACUAGGUUUUUCUGGGAAGUGAGUCAAGUGUUUGAAUAGUUUUAUGUAGUAUAAUAAUAAAUAAUAUCUACUUUAUUUUAUCAUUGUAGGUAUAUCGCAGAGCUAAUCCCAUUCCAUGUGCCAAAACUAGUCAGGGUGUAGCUUUAUAAUACCCUAAUGAGUCAUUUUCAUCAUAUUAUUUUAAACAAUGAAAUCGCAUUCAUUAGAAAAUUUAAAACAAAUACCUAUUACAAAAAUAUUAAAAUAAGUAUUAAAUUAUUUAUAAGAUCAAUUGAGAAAUAGAGUGAACUAUCUUAUUUCAAUUUAAACAUAGAAGUGCCUUACGAUUUUACUUUUGUACUAUUAUUAUUUUGAUUGUUUUCGUUAAAGAUGUCAUAAAAUAACUACGAAACACUGUUUUGCAUUUAUUUAAUUGCGCAUGUAUUCUGUGCAAAGUGCCAAUAUAAGAUGGCGGACUUAGUUAUUAAAAUUACAAUAUAAAUAUACAUCGACAGGUAGGAAAAAUAAAAUCAUGUCAAUUUAUCGUAAACUAAUGUUAAAAAGUUUAAGACUCGUAGGGAGCGCAAGUCCUUUUGUUAUUAAUCCUAGAUGCAUUCCUCACUUUUCUAUUCCCUGCUUAGUGUUUCAUUUCAAAUAUGUGUAUAUGUAUAUAUUUAUACGUAUCUAAUAUAUUUAAUGUCAUUAACACUCAUAAAUGUUAAUAAGUAUAAAAUUAUAAACCUAGUAAUUAUAUUUUAUAAACCUAAGUGGAUUAUAUUCUUCUAAUUUUGUAUUGAAAAUUUUUACGAAGGGCAACUUUCACUAUGCAGUGCUACCAUUGAGGAAAUAAGCGAACAAAGAUAAUCACCACCAUAGAGUAAAAAGUAAUUCUAUCCGAAUUUCAAUAGACUACUUAAAUAAUACUUAAUUGGUAGGACUGCAUCAAAUAAUACGUACUUAAUACGUUUAGUGUAAUAGUAGAAUGUAAAUGAAACGUGCCAAAUGCACGAUAAUUUGAUAUUACACUCUGUGUUGUGAUUUUGAACGUUCUGUAAAUUACAAAUCUUUGAAAUACUAUGAGAAAAUUGUAGUCACCUUCUAGAUUAGCGCAAUUCUUCGCGUAGAAAUGUUAGGACAUUAAAGUAUGGACAUUUAGAUUAUAGAUAUUCAUUGGGAAGAUGUAAAUGUAUUAAUUAUUAAUUCUAGAUUCAUUGUUAUAUUGAAUGUGAUGAUUUGUAAUCAACAACGACACGCUAAGUCCUCGCCUGGCCUGAGCCACGGCGACUUCACAACUUCGCAUAUCCUUGAAACAAUAAGUAAUUAAAAAAACUAUUACAUAUAUAUUGAUAAAUUUAUUAGGGUAACUAAUUUUUUAAGACAAUCACAAUUACGUGAUCUUUUAGAUUGUCUUUAUUAAUAAAUAUAUGGUGAAGGUUU